AUGGCGCCCACCCACGCCACCCUCAAAGCCCAACUCUACACCGAGUCCACCCUCAAAAUGGUCUUCAAACUCGGCGUCGCCCAUUCCCACGGUAUCCUCCCGGAGGACCUGUUUAAGCGGUGGAUCGACUUCUUGGUCGAAGAUCUCGCGUUACUGGAUUUCGGGGAUACGAUGUUGAGCGCGGAUUACCAACGGAUUGAUGUGUUGUUUAAGGAUUUGAGGAAGUGGGUUGAUGGGCCGAAGGGGCCGAGUGGGGAGAUGGUUAGGGAGGCUGAAAGAGCUGCGCCGAAGAAAGUUUGGAGGGCGCCGGCUUUGCAUGCUACGUGGAAAUAUGAAGUUAGACCUGGUGGAAAGAGGGGACCGGUAAGUUAUAGACGGAAAGACUGGUGGGAGUGGAAUCCGCCUGGGCAGAAGUAUGAUGAUUAUUGGGUUGAGGAUGUUUCUGAUCAGGUAUGA
This is a messenger RNA of Glarea lozoyensis ATCC 20868, 456 nucleotides long. RefSeq lists its product as uncharacterized. The transcript is spliced from 3 exons. The coding region runs from base 1 to 456 and encodes 151 amino acids. NCBI's taxonomy places the organism in Eukaryota, Fungi, Ascomycota, Leotiomycetes, Helotiales, Helotiaceae. The record is from RefSeq and is a predicted model, not a curated record.